AUGAAGUCUACUUUCGUUGCCGCCGCGGCGCUUCUCGCCGGUGCUGCUUCCGCCACCAAGGAGGAGGGUACUUUCGCUGUCUUGCGCUUCACCAACAAGCAGCUCACCAGAGGUCGCGUGGAUCCCAUUCUCUUCCCUGGCGAGACUUCCACUCACGUUCACAACAUCAUGGGUGGAAGCGGUUUCAGCAAGAGCGCCACUGGAAAGGAUCUCAUGGAGUCAAAGUGCAGUAACGCCAUGAUCAAGGGUGACAACAGCGCCUACUGGUUUCCCACUCUCUACUUCCAUGACCCCAAGUCUGGAAAGUUUGAGGACGUCGAGUUCGAUUACUUCAACGCCUACUACUUCUUCGAGAAGACUCACGAUGAGAUCAAGCCUUUCCCUGCCGGUCUUCAGAUUGUUGCUGGUGACGCCAUGACCCGCACCAUGCCCAAGGCUGGUGCUAAGCCCAACCUCGACCCUUCCAAGGGUCCCGUCAACCCCGCGAGAAUGACCUGCCCUCGCGCCAACAACGAUUACACUGUCCCCUCUUGGGAUGCCAAGUCUGACGGUACCACAGCUGGUGUCGGUGACCCUGUCACCAAGAACGAGGGCGUUGGAUUCCCUGACCGAACCUGUGACGGUCGCUACUCUCCUCUCCGAGCUGAUGUUCACUUUCCAUCUUGUUACAACCCCAAGGCUGGCCUUACCGACUUCAAGAACAACAUGGCCUACCCCGAGGACAACGACGGCUACCUCGACUGCCCCAAGGGCUGGAUCCACGUUCCUCAUCUCUUCUACGAGGCCUACUGGAACACUAACAAAUUCCAGGGCCGCUGGACUGAGGGUCAGGGCGAGCAGCCUUUCGUCUUCUCCAACGGUGACGUUACUGGCUACAGCAGCCACGCUGACUUCAUGGCUGGCUGGGACGAGAAGCUCCUGAAGCACAUCAUCGACACUUGCAACGCUGGUACUCUUGGUAUGGACAACUGCCCUGGUCUCUUCUACGGUCUCAACAAGGACGACUGCACUAUCGAACCUGAGGUCGAUGAGAAGAUCACUGGUACCUUGGACAAGCUGCCCGGAAACAACCCUCUCAGUGGUUUCUCCUACGGCGACGAUGUUCCCAAGAUGCCUUCUUCCGGUGACGACAAGCCCAGCAAGCCUUCCGAGAAGCCUUCUGCUACCAAGCCAGCUGCCGAGGAGUCCACCGCUGCCGAGGCACCCAAGUACACCAAGCCCGCCGACAAGCCUGAGGAGUCCACUGCCGCCCCCAAGCCUACUCUGCCUUCCGUCCCUGAAGUUGUUUCCGAGGCUGCUGCUGGUGCCACUGACGUUCUCACCAACGCCCCCAAGCCAACUGACAUCUUCGGCAAGCCUGAGACGGCCAAGAAGUGCAAGUCCACCAGAGUCCACACUGUCUGGAACACUGUCACUGUCACUCAGACAGCCAGCGUUCCCGCCCAGACUGAGGAUGCUGCUGCUCCUGCUUACAAGAGAGAUCCUGUCCGACGACAUGCUCACCAGCAUGGCGGAUACAGCCAUCUCCGCCGCCGCAGCCACCGUCACUAA
This is a messenger RNA of Fusarium coffeatum, 1551 nucleotides long. RefSeq lists its product as uncharacterized. Bases 1 to 1551 code for a protein of 516 amino acids. The transcript has 2 exons. NCBI's taxonomy places the organism in Eukaryota, Fungi, Ascomycota, Sordariomycetes, Hypocreales, Nectriaceae. The record is from RefSeq and is a predicted model, not a curated record.